Messenger RNA from Serpula lacrymans var. lacrymans S7.9, 198 nucleotides. RefSeq lists its product as uncharacterized. The record is from RefSeq and is a predicted model, not a curated record. NCBI's taxonomy places the organism in Eukaryota, Fungi, Basidiomycota, Agaricomycetes, Boletales, Serpulaceae. The annotation marks the transcript as partial. The transcript has 2 exons.
CACUUUUGGAGUGCAGGACAUAUCCAGCUAGCCUGUUCUGGUCUGGUGGACAACGUGACUGAUCGAUGGAGACAUUUGAACACAUUUGUGCUCGCUUCUCUGGCCAAGGUCGAAAGAAACCAAAAAAAAACAUUAUCUUUUUGCUCGGACUUCGCCGGUGUCGAUGUGAGGAUCGGAGAGGCAAAACGCGUUGGUUGA